AUGGCAGGUUACAUAGGUGAUGAUGAGUCAACGUCAUCUAUGUUGAGCUCAGAAGGCUGGCUGAGGACUGGAGACCUAUGCUAUUUCAAUGAAGAGGGGCUUCUUUUUAUUGUUGGUAGACUAAAAGAAUUGAUAAAGUACAAGGCCUACCAGGUUCCUCCAGCAGAAUUGGAGCAUAUACUUCAUUCUCAUCCAGAAAUUGCUGAUGCAGCUGUUAUUCCGUAUCCUGAUGAAGACGCAGGAGAGAUACCAAUGGCAUUUAUUGUCAGGCGACCGAGAAGCUCUAUUAGCUCUGCCGCAGUCAUGGAUUUUGUUGGGAAGCAGGUUGCGCCAUACAAGAAAAUUCGAAGGGUUGAAUUCAUCGACACGAUACCAAAAUCUCCUGCCGGGAAGAUCCUUCGGAGGGAACUCAUCGAGCAUGCUGUCCAUAAUCCGAUAUCAAAACUAUGAGCAUCUUCUUUUAGGAUUUACAUCCACACCACUCGAUUCUUAUGUAUAUGCAUGUGUAACACCUACACUUCAAUUUUUACGUACAUGCCUCCCUAUGCAUGACAAGCUUUAUUUUAUUAUUUUCUUAACUUAAAUGGUGGUAUUUUUUUGGUGUGAUAUGAAAGAUUUGG
Phalaenopsis equestris is the source of this 620-nucleotide messenger RNA. Its product is annotated as 4-coumarate--CoA ligase-like 5. The transcript has 5 exons. The record is from RefSeq and is a predicted model, not a curated record. Gene Ontology annotation, molecular function: CoA-ligase activity. The coding region runs from base 1 to 450 and encodes 149 amino acids. NCBI's taxonomy places the organism in Eukaryota, Viridiplantae, Streptophyta, Magnoliopsida, Asparagales, Orchidaceae.